AUGGAGAUAUUAGAAAUAUUAUACGAACACAUAUGGAAAGGAAAGUUUUCUGCCCCCAUCCAAGACAGAUUAACUUCUAGCAAUAUGUGCGUAUUGGAUAUCGGAUCUGGGACAGGAUCGUGGAUAACAAGCAUGGCAGAAUCUUAUCCAAAAUCAUCAUUCAUCGGUCUUGAUUUAAUAGAUUUCAAAAAAGGCGAUGAUCAACCAAAUCUAGCAUUUAUCAAGGGUAAUAUAUUUGACGGUUUACCAUUUCCCGACAAUACAUUCGAUUAUGUACAUCAAAGUAAUAUGAUGACUUCGAUUCAAAAAGAUCAAUGGAAAUUUGUUAUCGAUGAAAUUGUAAGGGUCACUAAACCAAAUGGUUGGAUGGAAUUUAUGGAAAGAAAUCCAAGAGCAAAUUCUUUGGGACCGGUUAUGGAUGAAUUAAGCAAAUUAUUUGUGGCUUAUUUAAGAUCGUCUGGGGUUCAUACAAAAAUAAAUAAAGAACUCGAAAAGAUGUUGUUAAACACGAAUCAAGUCACUGAUAUUGGAAUAAAUAGUAAAGGUAUACCGAUAGGGAGUUGGGGAGGUUAUAUCGGAGAACUUUUUUGCAAAACUUUUGAUGAAUUAUAUUCGGCAAGAUUGUCGGGUCUUCUUGAUUUUAUGCGUAUACCAGAAGAAGUAUUGAUAGAGAAGAAAGUAAAAAUAGCUCCUUUAGAAUAUAAUAAAUAUAAAACUUAUGCCAAAGUUUAUAGAACUUAUGGAAGAAAAAUUUAA
Entrophospora candida is the source of this 756-nucleotide messenger RNA. The record is from the annotation of a GenBank genome assembly. Lineage: Eukaryota; Fungi; Glomeromycota; Glomeromycetes; Entrophosporales; Entrophosporaceae.